AUGGACCAGUUAGUCGAGGCUGCCAAGACGGCUGCGUCUAAUGCAACUACUGUGUAUGUGCCACAUGGAGGUGACCUAUUUAAAGGGUACAAGAAGGAACUCACAGAGCUCUACAAAAGGCUGGACGGGAUUCAGCAAUACCAAAUAUUUUCUAUGGACUCCAGCAAACCCGGUGUUGUGUGCUGCCGCAUGAGCCCUGAGUCGGAGGUUGUAGAGGUGGAUUUGCGUCGUAAGUUCCACGGAAUGUACCAAUCUAUUCGGCCCAACGUUCCUGAUGUAUUCCGCGACGACCCGCUGUACGAGAAGCCGAGUGCCCGACAGGAAGAAAACGCGAAAGCCGCAAAGAAAGCGAGGCGUAUACAAUGUGCUGCAAUGGCUGUAGCAGCCAAACGAAAUUAA
This is a messenger RNA of Phytophthora nicotianae INRA-310, 399 nucleotides long. RefSeq lists its product as hypothetical. The record is from RefSeq and is a predicted model, not a curated record. The transcript is spliced from 2 exons. NCBI's taxonomy places the organism in Eukaryota, Oomycota, Peronosporomycetes, Peronosporales, Peronosporaceae. The coding region runs from base 1 to 399 and encodes 132 amino acids.